Molecule: messenger RNA, 6098 nt
Organism: Humulus lupulus (European hop)
Lineage: Eukaryota; Viridiplantae; Streptophyta; Magnoliopsida; Rosales; Cannabaceae
Product: formin-like protein 20
Exons: 17
Coding region: 557-5158 (1533 amino acids)
Source: RefSeq, a predicted model, not a curated record
UUUAAUUUUUCCUUGUUAGAAGUUGCAGAGAGAGUCAGGUAGAUAGAAUAGAACCAAAGAAGAGAAGAGAAGACAGGUCUAAGAGUAUUCUUCUUCUUCAUCUUUUUCAGUCCACUGCUCUUCUCUCUUCCCAAAAUUCUCGAGAAACUCCGACUUUCUCGCUCUUUUCUAACCCUAAUUCCACAAUCUUAUCCUGCAUUUCGAUUCACCAACCUCUUCUAUUCUUCCUCACCUGAAUAAAGUUUAAGCUUUAUUUGAAUCUGUAUUUAUCUGUGGAAGUUCAAUUCCAGCUCCAUUUCAUUUGGGUUUUUUUUUAAUUAUUAUUUUUACAAAAUUUCCUUUUUUGAAGAUUUGGGCUUCUUUUUGUUUUGUAUUUUUUAUUGUGUUUGUUUCUAAUUCGGGACGUUGUGGGAGUCCUUUGGGUGGGGUUUGACAAAGUUUGAGAAUUGAAGGAUCUGGGGUCUUCGUUUUGGGGGAUCGAAUCUUGAUCUGCUCGGUCGUUUUGGUUUAAUUAUUAUCGGUUUGGAUCCGAUCAGGGGAGAAACAGCGCCAUCAGAUGGCGCUGUUCAGAAGGUUCUUUUAUAGGAAGCCGCCGGAUCGGCUUCUGGAAAUCUCCGAGAGGGUCUAUGUGUUCGAUUGCUGCUUCUCCACUGACGUGUUGGAAGAAGAUGAAUACAAAGUGUACUUGGGUGGCAUUGUCCCGCAGCUACAGGAUUACUUUCCUGAUGCUUCCUUUAUGGUUUUUAACUUCAGAGAAGGGGUGAGGCGAAGCCAAAUAUCGGACGUGUUGUCUCAGUAUGACAUGACAGUAAUGGAUUACCCACGACAAUACGAGGGAUGCCCACUUCUACCGCUGGAGAUGAUCCAUCACUUCCUUCGAUCAAGUGAAAGCUGGCUGUCAUUGGAGGGACAGCAAAAUGUGUUGUUGAUGCACUGUGAAAGAGGUGGAUGGCCUGUCCUUGCUUUCAUGCUAGCAGGUCUUUUGUUGUACCGGAAACAGUACAAUGGUGAACAAAAGACACUCGAGAUGGUUUACAAGCAGGCUCCUAGGGAACUUCUUCAUCUGUUAUCUCCUUUAAAUCCACAGCCUUCACAGCUGAGAUAUCUUCAGUACAUCUCUAGAAGAAAUUUGGGUGCUGAUUGGCCUCCAUCAGAUACCCCUCUCCUUUUAGACUGUCUGAUACUUAGGCUCAUUCCUCUUUUUGAUGGGGGGAAAGGUUGCCGGCCUGUUAUAAGGGUUUAUGGUCAAGACCCUUCAACACCAGCCAACAGAAGUUCGAAGCUUCUGUUUUCAACAACAAAGACAAGAAAACAGAUUCGCCUUUAUGGACAGGCAGAAUGUCUGUUGGUGAAGAUUGAUAUCCAUUGCCGUAUUCAAGGGGAUGUUGUUCUUGAGUGUAUCCACUUGGAUGAAGAUCUUGUACGUGAGGAGAUGAUGUUUAGAGUUAUGUUCCAUACAGCAUUUGUGCGAUCAAAUAUAUUGUUGCUUAAUCGUGAUGAAAUUGAUGUUUUGUGGGAUGCCAAAGACCAGUUUCCCAAGGACUUUAAAGCAGAGGUACUUUUUUUGGAUGCUGAUGCCGUUGUCCCUGAUAUCACCACAGUGGUGGCAAGUGAAGAUGGAAAUGAGAAUGAAAGUGCUUCACCAGAGGAAUUUUUUGAGGUUGAGGAGAUUUUUAGCAGUGCAGUGGAUGGGACAGAAGGGAAGGGGGACUUGGAUACCCCUAGAACUCGCCACACCAGGCCAGAAGAGUCAGUUCACAAAGAAGUUUGGAAGGAAGAUUUUGAUCCUCACACAUUUCAAGACUGUCCAUCGGAUGAUGGAAACUACAAACUUGAUAGAAAGGUGGAUUCUAAUAUAGAUGCUGUAAAGGACAUUGCAGUGGAUGAUGUUAAAUAUAAGCUGGAUGAUAAGGUGGAUUCUGAUAUUAAUGUAGUAAAAGAUAUUGCUGUGGACGAGGGAGAUGCCAAAAUAAAUGCCAUGUUGGUUAGUGAGGAGAUGACGAGACAUGGCAUAACCAAGGAAGUGAAAGGAGAUGCUAAUGGAAAAUUUGAAGAGAUGGACAACGAAAUUGAUGAAGACACUGCUAUGGAAAAGAGGUUGGAUUCCAAGGUUUCACAGCAAAAAUCAAGUGUUGAUAUCACUAGACAAAAAUUUGACAAAUUGCAGUCUGUCACUAGGAAACAGCCAACUUCAAACACAAAAUCAGCAGCAGAUACAAGUGUAGCAAAACACAAGACUAAGCAGCAAGAAUCUCAGGGUAAAUCGACAAAGCCAACAGUAUCUAGGUGGAUACCGCCAAACAAAGGCUCUUAUGUGAACUCAAUGCAUGUGUCAUAUCCAACAAAUGCAGUGCAUGUAGCAUAUCCACCUUCAAGAUAUAAUAGUGCACCUGCUGCUCUUUCCAGCUCAGCUACUUCGAAGGAGUCUAAUGCAAAUACAAAAUCAAGGGCAGCUUCCCUUAGUUCCAUUGUGACAAAUGUGGUUUCCAAUGAUCUAGCAAAUGAACAAAAAAUUCAUAAGGUGGAUAGUGUAAAGCCUUUAGACUCUAUGCAAAGUAAGCUUGUGCAGAGCCAGCCAUCAUUAGUUCAAUCAAUUGAAGAGACUGCUUCGUUAUCUCCAGUUUCAACAUCAUCAGUUCAAUCUAUCCAAAAAACUACUUUGUCCCAAGUUUCUACAUUGACACGUGUUUCUCAACAACAAACAGUACCUACUCCCCAACCUAAAACAGUUGUGCCACCUCCACCUCCACCACCACCACCACCGCCGCCUCUUUCCAAUAGUUCGUUCCUAAAUGUGCUUUCUACUAAGUCUUUAUCAUUGUCUUCCCUAGCUUUGAGAGUAGAUGCUGCACCUCCUCCACCCCCACCCCCGCCCCCGCCUCCGCCACCGCCACCGCCACCAUUUUCAAGUAGUAACACAUCUUAUGUAAAGCCAUCAUCCAUGUCAUUGACUCCACCUCCACCACCCCCACCCCCACCCCCACCCCCACCACCCCCACCCCCACCCCCACCCCCACCACCACCACCACCACCACCACCACCUUCUUUGUCCAAAACUCUCAUGCUCUCUAAUGGACCUCCCCCUCCCCCUCCACCACCACCCCCUCCUUUUUCAUCUAGUAGGCAAAGUAGUGGGGCUUUGUUGCCUCCAUCGCCAUCACCUUGGAUGUCUAUAUCUUCUCUUGUUAGUGCAACAAGUUAUCAACCACCUCCACCCCCACCCCCACCUCCUUAUUCCCUUAAUAUGUUAAGUACAUCAACACAUACUAAUAAUAGAGUUGGAAUACCAAGCCCCCCUCCUCCUCCACCUACCCGUGGUAGUCCAUCUCCACCUCCACCUCCACCCAUGCGGCCACCACCACCACCACCACCUCCUUUUCUGCCUUCUCGUGGAGCUUUGCUCCCACCUUCUUUGCCUGGAGUAGCACCACCACCGCCACCUCCACCUCCUUCACAUGGAGCUCCACCUCCACCACCUCCACCUCCAAUGUAUGGAUCACCACCACCACCACCUCCACCACCUCCAACACGUGGAGGUCCACCCCCACCACCAUUGCGUGGGGGCCCAACUCCACCAUCGCCUCCUGCAAUGCCUGGAGUUCCACCACCACCACCUCCUCCAAUGCGUGGGGCACCACCGCCACCGCCACCGCCACCUCCAAUGCGUGGGGCUCCACCUCCACCUCCACCUCCAUUUAGUGGAGCUCCACCUCCUCCGCCACCUCCAAUGCGUGGAGCACCACCUCCACCUCCUCCACCGGGAGGUCGUGCUUCAGGGCCUCCGCCUCCACCUAGACCUCCAGGUGGCGCACCACCUCCACCUCCUCCUGCUGGUGCCAAAGGAGCAAUUCCUGAUGCAAGAGGCCUAUCUGCAGGGAGGGGGCGUGGGCUUUCACGUCCUAUAGGGAUGGGGGCCGCUGCUGCUGCCCCUCGAAGAUCUUCAUUAAAGCCACUGCACUGGAGCAAGUUUACAAGAGCAUUGCAAGGAAGCUUGUGGGAAGAAUUGCAAAGAUAUGGGGAUCCUCAAAUUGCUCCAGAAUUUGAUGUGUCAGAGAUAGAGAGUCUUUUCUCUGCAACAGUCCCUAAACCUGCUGAUUCAGGGGGUAAAGCUGGAGGGCGUCGUAAGUCUACUGGAUCCAAAACUGACAAAGUUCACCUGAUUGACCUGAGGAGGGCAAACAACACUGAAAUUAUGCUCACAAAAGUUAAGAUGCCGCUUCCUGAUAUGAUGGCUGCAGUGCUAGCAAUGGAUGAAUCAGUAUUAGAUGUUGAUCAGGUGGAAAAUCUAAUAAAAUUUUGUCCUACUAAAGAGGAGAUGGAACUUCUCAAGGGUUACACAGGUGACAAGGAGAGCCUGGGAAAGUGUGAACAGUAUUUUAUGGAGUUGAUGAAAGUUCCUAGAGUGGAAUCAAAAUUGCGAGUGUUCUCUUUCAAGAUUCAGUUCAACUGUCAGAUUUCAGAAUUUAAAAAGAGUUUGAACACUGUGAACUCUGCAUGUGAAGAGGUCCGGAGUUCCCUCAAAUUAAAAGAUAUUAUGAAGAAAAUUCUCUUUCUGGGUAAUACUUUGAACCAAGGGACUGCAAGAGGUUCUGCAAUUGGAUUCAAGUUGGACAGUCUUUUAAAGCUUAGUGAUACACGUGCUUCUAACAGCAAGAUGACACUCAUGCAUUAUCUUUGCAAGGGUCUUGCUUCUAGGUCAACAGGACUGCUUGAUUUUCACAAAGACCUUGUCAGCCUUGAACCUGCAACAAAGAUACAAUUGAAGUCUUUAGCAGAAGAAAUGCAAGCUAUAAUAAAGGGAUUAGAAAAGGUCAAGCAGGAGCUGGGUGCAUCGGAAAAUGAUGGUCCUGUGUCUGAGGUUUUUCGUAAGACAUUGAAAGGAUUCAUUACUGUUGCUGAGACGGAGGUGGCUUCUGUGACUAACCUAUACUCUGUGGUGGGUAGGAAUGCUGAUGCACUUGCAUUGUACUUUGGUGAGGAUCCUGCACGUUGUCCAUUUGAGCAAGUGACAGCAACUCUAUUGAACUUUAUAAGAUUGUUUCGGAAAGCGCACGAGGAAAAUUGCAAACAGGCUGAAUUGGAGAGAAAGAAAGCAGAGAAGGAAGCUGAAAUGGAGAAAGCUAAAGGCAUUAACCUCACAAAAAAGGCAGCUAAAUAGGUGGUAAUCAGUUUUUUGUUUCCUACCCCUACACGAGAAAUUGAGCUCUUGCCUCCAUCGGAGGUCUGCCUGCCGCAGUGGUUGCUAGGUUGAUACCGAAGGAAUCAACAAAACAGGGUUAAUGGCGGAGUAGACAUUGCACUAGGACCAUGUUAGAUGUGUCCCUUUCCUCUGGCAUUGGUGCAAAGUUAAGCCCAACCAAAGAUGAUUUGAUUUGAGCCAAAGGAAAGGGAGAUAUCAUCGGAGCUAGUAAGCCCAAAACAAGAAGCUUAGCAUUGCAUGCUCGACGAAUGAUUGUACAAUCGGAUGAUCGUGAUCAACUUACAUUUAGAUCUCUCAGGUGGACUGAAAUUUGGAACAAAUUGGGCGAUGAUCACCCUACUGAUUGGCUGAGAUUCAAAAGGCUUUCAACAUGGGGGUGAUUGCCAUCCUGAUGUUGGGUCUGCCCCGUCAAAGCCAUCAUGGUGAUAGCAUGUAGGCGAUACGGUUUUCUCUGCUUUCACCGUUGAUUUGACAUAAUAUUUUCCAGCUCCAGAUAUACAUUGUAAAGCACUCCUUUCGACUGUACCAUCAAAACCGUGUACAAAGCUCUAACCACUUAGCAUAGAAGUUGAUUCAUUUUUCAUGUAACAUAUGAGUUAGUUCCUCUUUUUUCUUCUUCCCUUAAAGUGAAAUUUUGGAUAGGAAACCCCAUCAAAAUGUAGAUCUCUUGUAUAGAUUUGUUCAGGUUAGAAGAGAAAUUAGAAAGAAAAAAGAGAAGUAAAAGUAAAAGUAAAAGUAAAAGAAAAAGAAAGAGAAAAAGAGGGGUUGUAAUUGUAAAAUAACUGAUAAGUAUAGGUUGUGAGGUAGAAACUGCUUGUUUCUUUCAUUUUGGCUCUCUUAUUUUGGCAGUCAAUAUAUUCCAAUUCAUUAAUGGGUACAAGUGGUUUCUUCGUUUUCA